GCUCGGCCAAUGGCGGGGCGGGGCGGCCCCGCGCGGGGCACGCCGGGAAUAUGGAGAACUUCUCGGCGCUGUUCGGCGCGGCGGAGCCGCCGCCCGCUGCCGCCGCCGCGCUCGGAUUCGGGCCCGCCAAGGCGCCGGGCUCCGCUGCCGCACCGCCGCCCGCCGCCUCGGCCGCCGCGCCGCCGCCGGGCGAGGACGCGGCCCGCAAGGCCGCCGCCGGCCCCUUCUACCUGCUGCGGGAGCUGCCAGGCACUACAGAACUUACGGGCAGCACCAACCUGAUCACACACUAUAACCUGGAGCACGCCUACAACAAGUUCUGCGGGAAGAAGGUGAAGGAGAAGCUCAGCAACUUCCUCCCCGACCUGCCCGGCAUGAUCGACCUGCCCGGCUCCCACGACAGCAGCAGCCUGCGCUCGCUCAUCGAGAAGCCGCCCAUCUGUGGCAGCUCCUUCACCCCGCUCACGGGUGCCAUGCUGACCGGCUUCCGCCUGCACGCCGGCCCGCUGCCCGAGCAGUGCCGGCUGAUGCAUAUCCAGCCGCCUAAGAAGAAGAAUAAGCACAAGCACAAACAGAGCCGCACGCAGGACCCCGUCCCCCCAGAAACCCCCUCGGACUCCGACCACAAGAAGAAAAAGAAGAAAAAAGAGGAGGAUCCGGAGCGGAAGAGGAAGAAGAAAGAGAAGAAGAAAAAGAAGAAUCGGCACAGCCCGGAGCACCCGGGAGUGGGCAGCUCCCAGGCCAGCAGCAGCUUACGGUGAGGCCACGCCGGCAACGCCCUGGGGAUCCCCCGGCCCAUGGGAACAGCCCCAGCUGACCCCAGGGACUCUGGGGCUGGCCUGGCCCCCUGGCUAAGAGGACACCCCUGCAGCACCCCAGGACCAGGGGCACGGACUCUGUGGGUGCUGACCUCGGGCUUUUGUACCUGAAGAACCUGAAGCAUCAAAGCCUCUUUUAGUUACUUUUUAAAGUCUGCUCUGAGGAGGGGCUGGUGGCCAUGGCUGCUGUGACCCUCAGCUGUCAUGGAGGAGCCCAAACCAAGGUGUCCCUGGAGCACGCGGGGUGCCCUCCUCCGGAUCCCAAACCUCACCAGCACCCACAACACCUUCCCUGGAACUGCUUUUCCCAUGCCUGGAAAAUUCUUACCUUCUGUGGGAGCAGAGUUUGCCUCAAGGCGAUGCCUCCCCAAAACUGGGCCAGGCUCAGCUCUCACCAGACCCCCUUCUCUCUCUCUCUCUCUCUCGGGAUCGGGGGGAAGGCCGAGACCGUGAGGAUCAGGAGCCCUGGAGGGGCUGCUCCAUCCCUGGACACCAAACAAAGCACACGCACGGCCCUGGGGUGGCUCAUUAAAUAUCCUUUUAUUCCUCAUUUUUAAAAUGGCUGAUAAUAAUAAAAAACCCUGUCGUGGCUGUGCGGGGCCACUGGAGCUAUUGCUGUAGAGAAAGAGUCCGGUACUGCCGGCAGGGCUUUGGGGACGGGGAGCACGGGGCUCCUUGGCUGCGCUUUUUUGGCAUGUGAUGAGAAAAUAUUGCUUUCCGGGGAUGCACCUGCCUCUUCCCCGAGUGAGCGGAAAUAAAAACACCCCUGCGACAGCGAGAAACCU
Molecule: messenger RNA, 1603 nt
Organism: Poecile atricapillus (Black-capped chickadee)
Lineage: Eukaryota; Metazoa; Chordata; Aves; Passeriformes; Paridae
Gene: MED19
Product: mediator complex subunit 19
Exons: 5
Coding region: 51-761 (236 amino acids)
Biological process (GO): positive regulation of transcription by RNA polymerase II
Cellular component (GO): mediator complex
Molecular function (GO): transcription factor binding; transcription coregulator activity
Source: RefSeq, a predicted model, not a curated record